Quercus lobata is the source of this 792-nucleotide messenger RNA. RefSeq lists its product as uncharacterized. The transcript has a single exon. Lineage: Eukaryota; Viridiplantae; Streptophyta; Magnoliopsida; Fagales; Fagaceae. The record is from RefSeq and is a predicted model, not a curated record. Bases 1 to 792 code for a protein of 263 amino acids.
AUGGUAACACUGACUGUCACUGCAGGUUCAUACCCCCUCCAGGUAACCAAUCAGCAUAAUUUCUUGGUGGUAAACUCGCCCUCAUCUUACAACGUGAUCAUAGGACGACCAACACUCAAUCGCUGGAAAGCAACUACUUCAACAUACUGCUUGAAGGUAAAAUUUCCAACGAAACAGGGGGUCGAAGAGAUAAAAGGGGACCAGGUGUUGGCACAAGAGUGUUACCAGGCUGUCCUAGCUUCAAAAAAGAACCAUACGUGGACAAUCGAGGAAAAAACGCCAGAGAUCAUUGAGAAGCUAGAAACGAUAGAGCUAGUUGAGGGAAGUCUAGGGAAGACGACCCAAAUAGGGACAACCCUAAGUCUCGAGGCGAAGGAAGGGAUCAUCAACUUCCUAAAAGAUAACCUUGAUGUGUUUGCUUGGAGUCAUGAGGAUAUGCUAGGGAUCCCAGCAAGCCUCAUCCAACAUCGCCUGAAUGUAGACCUAGGGAAGAAGCUCGUCCAGCAGAGAAGAAGAGUCUUUGCCCCCGAACGAAACAAAGCAAUAAUGGACGAGGUAAAUAAACUACUUGCUGCCAAUUUCAUUCGAGAAGUUCAUUACCCUGAAUGGUUGGCCAACGUGGUCAUGGUCAAGAAAGCAAAUGGGAAGUGGAGAAUAUGUGUCGACUUCACAGAUCUUAAUCAGGCCUGCCCAAAGGAUAGUUUUCCCUUACCCAGAAUUGAUCAGCUGGUAGACUCCACUGCCGGACAUAAACUCCUCACGUUUAUGGACGCAUUUUCUAGAUAUAACUAG